AUGGCUAAGCCAAUUCCUUGCCUACUCUCCUUUGCUGACGAGAACAACAGAGUUAUAGUAGAGCACGCCUGCAACAAAAUCUUCGAUCGACCGCAAGUGAUGAUGCGCGAUCGAGAGUAUGUCAAACGAAAGCUGAGAGAUUUGGUAAAAGAAGGCAAAGAGAGAUUGAUGGUCAUCUCCGACUUUGACUACACCCUGUCGCGAUUCGAAGACGCUCAUGGAGGCCGAUGUUGGACCACUCAUAAUGUGUUCGACUACUGCACCAGGGAAUUUGAUCCAAAACUUGCGGCUAAGUUCAAAUUACUCUGGGACAAAUACUUCCCUAUA
Strongylus vulgaris is the source of this 327-nucleotide messenger RNA. NCBI's taxonomy places the organism in Eukaryota, Metazoa, Nematoda, Chromadorea, Rhabditida, Strongylidae. The record is from the annotation of a GenBank genome assembly.